Penicillium angulare is the source of this 1440-nucleotide messenger RNA. RefSeq lists its product as uncharacterized. The coding region runs from base 1 to 1440 and encodes 479 amino acids. The record is from RefSeq and is a predicted model, not a curated record. The transcript is spliced from 3 exons. Lineage: Eukaryota; Fungi; Ascomycota; Eurotiomycetes; Eurotiales; Aspergillaceae.
AUGGCGAUGGAAUACUUCAACCAGCUUAAGAACCGCCGACGGUCGUCGCAGAUCUUGCAAUCACCGAAUCCUGUUUUGACUGAUGAGGACGAGGCGUUCCUGCAACGAGUCACUUCUCAGUCGGAAAAUGCACCCAGUCCUGCGGGAGAAGCUCCCGUGACAGCGGCAGAGAUUUCCAAGGAGAAUAGUGGACAAAGCCCUGUGAAAGAAAAUUCUCAGGAUAUCGUCCCUACGUCUCCAGGUGAAGCAUUUGGAAAAGAGCUCGGGGAACAAGGAAGAAGAGCGAGUCAGAAGUCUGAAGAGCCUUUUUCAGCCAAGGAGCCAGAAAGGACAAAGUCCCAAGGAGCAGCGGCUCCAGAGAAGAAGAAGAAAAAUAGGUGGAGCACAUUCUGGAAGAAGGGUGCAGAUUCCAAGAAGGAUAAUGAUAAAGCCUCCAACAAGGGUGAUACAUCCCGUGCGCAGACCCCCGUUCCUCCAACGACCGAAACGCCACAGACAGAAGAUGAUAAAGAGGCCCAAAAGGAUCAGGAGGAUAUGACCGAUAUUCUGGAACGGUUGAAUCUGGCAGCAGACAAUAAUCGCGUCUUCUCUAUCAGCGAUGAUACGCAAGAACUUCUACGCAAAUUCAAGCUGAUAUUUAAGGAUUUGAUAAACGGCGUUCCGACCGCUUACCAUGACCUGGAGAUGCUUCUCACAAAUGGCAAUCGCCAACUGCAAGAUACUUAUACCAAGCUACCUGGGUUCCUUCAGAAGUUGAUUGAAAAGCUGCCUGAGAAGUGGACUGAAACUUUAGCGCCAGAAAUGAUCGCUGUGGCAAGCGAACGUGCCACUCAGAGCGGUGUCAAUAUGGAAAAUGUUGGCAAGGCUGCCGCCGCAGCAGAAAAGAUGGGUCUCAGUGUGCCCAGUCUGAAGGAGCUGGUAUCUAAGCCUGCAGCAAUCGUUGGAAUGCUGCGAUCUAUCAUGACCUUCUUGCGGGCUCGAUUCCCAGCUGUCUUGGGCAUGAAUGUGCUUUGGUCACUAGCUUUAUUCAUCCUCCUAUUCGUCUUGUGGUACUGCCACAAGCGCGGUCGUGAAGUUCGUCUCGAAAACGAACGUCUAGUCACAGAGGAAGAAAUCAACAAGCUGAAUGAGGAAGCGGGCGAGGGCAAGAUACGUCCAACUGAGACUUUAACCACAACAGCGCCCCAGGGUGCAUCAUCAGAUGAAAUUCGGGAAGGAGUCAGGAAGGUCGAACAAGCUCGAGCUGCGGCGGCUUUGGAGGCCGCUACUUCAGAGCCGCAGAGUUCUGAAGCUACGGCCGAGGCCAAGGAUGAGCCAACGGCUGAACCAGUCCGACCGGCUGCAGUGCCUUCUCGAUCGAAGUCACGUCUCUCUAUCUUUGGGCGAUCUAAGCCCGAACCUGGACCUUCGUCAAAUGUCGCCCCUUACCCUGGGACUUAG